Molecule: messenger RNA, 2399 nt
Organism: Ornithorhynchus anatinus (platypus)
Lineage: Eukaryota; Metazoa; Chordata; Mammalia; Monotremata; Ornithorhynchidae
Gene: CPM
Product: carboxypeptidase M
Exons: 8
Coding region: 26-1381 (451 amino acids)
Biological process (GO): proteolysis
Cellular component (GO): cell surface
Molecular function (GO): zinc ion binding; metallocarboxypeptidase activity
Source: RefSeq, a predicted model, not a curated record
GUGCGCGGAGCCCCGCAGCCGCAGCAUGGGGCGGUUGUCGCGCGGGCGCCCUCUGCCGGCGGUGCUGCUGUGCGGCCUGUGCGGGCUGUGCGGGGCGGCGCUCAACUUCACCUACCACGGGCAGGCCGAGCUGGAAGGCUUCCUCCGCGCCGUGACGCGGGAGCACCCGGCUCUAACGCACCUGCACAGCAUCGGAAAGUCCGCCGCAGGUAGAAACCUGUGGGUUCUCGUCCUGGGAAGGUUUCCAACCAAGCACACAGUUGGGAUUCCUGAGUUCAAAUACGUGGCUAACAUGCACGGGGAUGAGACCGUGGGAAGGGAGCUGCUGCUUCAUCUGAUUGACCAUUUGGUCAGCAACGACGGACGGGACCCAAUCAUCACCCGCAUGCUCGAUACCACUCGCAUCCAUAUCAUGCCUUCCAUGAACCCGGAUGGAUUUGAGAGUAUCACAGAGCCCGACUGCUAUUACUCAGAGGGCAGGUAUAACGGAAACAGUUUCGACUUGAAUCGGAAUUUUCCGGAUGCAUUUGAAAAUAACAGCGACAUCAUUCAGCCGGAAACUCGGGCGGUAAUGAACUGGAUGAAAUCGGAGUCGUUUGUCCUCUCGGCUAAUCUGCACGGAGGAGCGGUGGUGGCCAGCUAUCCGUUCGAUAAUGGCAACGAAAAGACGGGAAUAUUGCAGGGCCAUAGCCUGACCCCAGACAAUGACGUUUUUGAAUAUCUUGCCUAUGUGUACGCCUCAAAGAAUUCCAAAAUGCAGAAAGGAAAUCAGUGCAAAAACAAUAAGAGCUUCAACAACGGAAUUACAAACGGGUACAACUGGUACCCACUCCAAGGUGGAAUGCAAGAUUACAACUACAUCUGGGCCCAGUGUUUUGAAAUCACACUGGAAUUGUCGUGCUGCAAAUACCCAUCAAUGAAGCAACUUCCGAGCUACUGGAAGGAUAAUAAAGACUCAUUAAUUGAAUACAUUAAACAGGUUCAUCUAGGUGUGAAGGGGCAAGUUUUCGAUCAAAGUAAAUCCCCCAUCCCCAACGUGAUAGUGGAAGUUCAAGGAAGAAACCACAUCUGUCCUUACAGAACCAACAGAUAUGGAGAAUAUUACCUUCUUCUCCUGCCCGGAUCCUACGUGAUUAACGCUACAAUACCGGGGCAUAACUCAAUGCUCAGGAAGGUCAACAUUUCAGACAGCCCCCGGAACUUCAGCGCUUUGAAAGUGGACUUUGAUUUCCCAUUCCCGAUGAAGCCAGCCUCCAAAACGACAGAUGAGACCUUCUGCCCCGAAAUCCCUCUUUACAUGAAUUUCAAAAGCCACGCGGAGGCACUGAAGCCUUGCUUGCUCUUCUUGUUCUUAUUGACUCUUUUGACUAUAACUUUUUAAAUAAAUUAAAAACACCAGUAGAAACCAUCGCUAUCCAACGCUAGGAUAAACUUAUCCAGCGAACUGUCCUUCCCUUUCGUGGCCGACCGCCCUGUCAGGAUCGUGUUGACCCCUUGGGAGAAGUAGUUAACUUCUCCCUGCGAUGGACUGUUUCUAAAUUCUACAGCUGCAUCCUCUGUGGUAACACUGAGGCCCUUUUUAUCUCAUCUCGACCCUCGCCGGAAGAGGUCGCGAAGACCGGGGUCAGUUCAGGUGCUGUUCAAAAUAAUGCCGUUCAACAAUUCACGCACCCACGGUUACUUGGAAGCUUUUCCUUCCAAGUCACUUGAGGUGCGAGAUUAUCUUGCCUUUCACCACAUUUACAGGGCUGAGAUGACAAGUCAGGGGCUACCACUGCAGAUCCGUCUGACCCACUACCCCCUCCACUCCAGACUCUACUUCAGCCCUGACUCCUGGUUCAACAUGUGCAUUGACUUCUUGCCUUAGUUUAUAGACACCUCCCAAAACACACACACACAAGGGCUUGUGGAUUCUAUACAAGACACAACUUACUGUGGACACUCAGUAAGUCUAUAGGGCACCAGGCAAUCUUUGGACAAUGAUCCUUUCCAGAAAGCUAAGUUGGUAAUUUCCUUCCCAAGAGAAGGUCUCUCACCCUAGAAUCAGCCGGAAUAACAGCGUCUCCCUCCUUGAUGACGCUCACUCGAUUUCCACCGCUUGGCCUGCUGCCGUUUGCACUUUAUCUAAGGGUGGGUGGGUGGAUGGAUUUGCAUCUUCCUCCCAACCAACCUCCUGUAACCAUCUGCAGAAGCUUAAUGCCAAAAAACUCUUGAAGCCAAAAAGCCUGUGUUUUGCAAAGUUUAUAUUAAUGUAGAAUAGUUUUACACAUCUUUGUUAAAUCAGAUCGACUGGACAUUUUGAUCACUUUAAAGAAUUUUGUACUUUUACUCAUUAUAUAGAAAAUACAGUAUAUUGCACAAGAGUCUAAGCCAUUAUUAAACUAAGAUUGUGAAUUCCA